ACUAAGGUACCCUUUUCAGAGAAGGAUAGAACAGAUCAGCCUGCUAGUCUUUAUGCUGCAACUAAAAAGGCUGGUGAGGAAAUUGCUCAUACAUAUAAUCAUAUAUAUGGGCUUUCAUUAACUGGAUUGAGAUUUUUCACCGUUUACGGACCGUGGGGUAGGCCAGACAUGGCUUACUUCUUUUUCACAAGGGAUAUCUUGAAGGGAAAAUCGAUUCCUAUAUUCGAGGCUGCUAAUCAUGGCACGGUAGCUAGGGAUUUUACCUACAUUGAUGAUAUAGUGAAGGGAUGUUUGGCAGCAUUGGAUACUGCUGAGAAGAGCACUGGAAGUGGCGGGAAGAAGAAAGGCGCUGCUCAACUGCGGGUGUUCAAUUUAGGCAACACAUCUCCUGUGCCAGUUUCAGAUCUUGUCAGCAUUUUGGAGAGGUUGCUAAAGGUUAAGGCCAAGAGAUUGGUGAUGAAGUUGCCAAGGAAUGGAGAUGUGCCAUUUACUCAUGCCAAUAUAAGUUCAGCCCACAAGGAGCUUGGAUAUAAGCCUACGACGGAUCUACAGACGGGAUUGAAGAAAUUUGUUCGAUGGUAUCUCAAUUACUAUGGUAAUGGAAAGAAGAGUGCCCAGUGAUACAUUCUUUGAAUUGUGCGGUAGGAUCAUUCAAUUCUUGUUCAUUUUGAUUCUAUGAUUGUUUUUUAACACAUAUUCGAUCGAUUGCCCCACUUUCUUGCUUUCUAAAUCUUGAUGAUGCCAUAUAUGGAGCACAUCAGAUCCCUCUGAUGAUGAAGUUUUGUGCUGGGCAAUUUGAUCUGUGUCAAAUGGAACCUGAAACCAACUUUUAUUACUUUUGGAAUGUAAUUGUUGUAGUUUGUUCAAUUUAGGAUUCACGACUGAUAGACCACUGCUGAUUGAUGGACAGCGGAUGUAUCAUCUUUAUUAAGUUCUAAUAAGAGUAGCACAUGAUAGUUCCACAUUUGAUUUCUUGCAUAGAUUUGUUUGGUUAGGACAUUUCUGAGAUCAUCCUUUUACAUGAAUGUUGAGGUUGUAUAUUUCUUAUUUUGGCGGUUAAACAAGAUUCUGUACUUUGUGAUUCA
Solanum stenotomum is the source of this 1085-nucleotide messenger RNA. Its product is annotated as UDP-glucuronate 4-epimerase 3-like. Lineage: Eukaryota; Viridiplantae; Streptophyta; Magnoliopsida; Solanales; Solanaceae. The record is from RefSeq and is a predicted model, not a curated record. The transcript has a single exon. The coding region runs from base 169 to 621 and encodes 150 amino acids.